AUGUCAUUGAACAAGCUCUAUGAUACUGAUAAGGAUAAUACACUAGAUAAAGAGCCUACCAGUUCAGAAACUUCAGAGAAUAAACAAAGUAAUAAACCGAAGAAGAGAAAGAUUAUUCCAAACAUGGUCGUAGAAGAAGACCAGAUUAAUUUAUCUGAUCUAGGAAAUGGUCCAGAAAAGCCUAAAAUUAAAACGAUAGUAAAGAAAAUGAUGUCUAAGAAGGAAAAGGGUACUGAAGAGCCAACCCCUAGUAAGACUGUGAAAACUUAUCUGAAAUCACCAGAGUCCUCUAAAAGCAAUUCUACGGUUAAAAAGACACCAAUUUCUUCUAAAAAGCAGAAAUCUCAAGGUAGUAUCAAAGAGGUUCAGAACUUCUCACCUGAUGACUCCGCAUCUGAGUACAUGAAAAGCUCAGCUGAUUUGGAUUAUCAUCCAGUGAGUGAAUUUGUAGACUAUAAGGAGCUAUCAGCUCAUCCAAACUUUAAGAUUAAGAAGUACAAAGAUGCGAUCUACCGUGGAAUGAUCGACCCAGAGACCCACCAGCGACAAGGCAUCGGGAUCAUGGAAUACAUCACUGGAAGAAUCUACGAAGGUGCUUGGAACAAAGAUCUCCGAGAAGGCGAGGGGUACGAAAGAUACGCUAAUAACAAUAUCUAUAAAGGAAAUUUCUUAAGAGGCAAAGCCCACGGACAAGGGAAUUACCAAUGGGCCAAUGGUGAAUACUACAACGGCGAAUGGAACCAAGGCCAGAAACACGGAUAUGGCGAAUGGAAGUCCCACGAUGGCGAUAGCUACGAAGGCGAGUGGAAAGAAGGCAAAGCUGAUGGCCAAGGAGUUUACGCCUGGAAGAACGGAGAUAGGUACGACGGAGACUGGCUGGUCUGCCUCAAGCAUGGCAAAGGAACAGACUAUUUCGCAAACGGAGAUUCUUACACAGGCCAGUAUAAGUAUGGCAAACCAUGGGGAACAGGAAUAUACACUUGGAGAAAUGGAAGUGCUUACAAAGGUCAGUUCAAGAAUGGACUCAAGCAUGGCAAAGGUAAAUGGACAAAAGGUGAAGGAGAUGAGAAAUGUGUCUUUGAAGGAAAUUAUGUUAAAGGCAAAAAGCAAGGAUAUGGAGAAUUCAAAUGGGCUAGUGGCAAUUUUUACAGAGGAGAAUAUAAAGGUGAUGAGAGACAUGGAUAUGGAGAGAUGUACUGGAAUGACGAUAGCUUUUAUAAGGGAGCUUGGGUGAAUGGAAUUCAGCAUGGCCAAGGUAUUAUGCAGUUAGCAGAUGGUACUGUUAAAAAGGGUACCUUUGAAAAUAAUAUUUUCAUUGAAGAAGUUAUGGAAGAGUGCGAAUCUGUUGAAUCAUCAGCUAUGGAAGAGUACGAUGAAAGUCCUCAAAAUGUUGUAUCACAAAAAAUCAAUAAGAAGAAAGGAAAGAAGAAAAGAAAUAGAGAUGAACCAUCCCUUCUUCCUAGCAUUGCUUCACAGAAUACCAUUCCUACUAAAUCAGGACGCAAGUUUUCUUCUGCUCAAAAAUCAUUAGCAAGAAACCUCUCAGAUGCUAAUAUUAGAAAGGGUGGAAUAAUCCAGUUUAACAGUGCUAGAAGAUUUAGAAAUUCAUCCAAAAAGAGAGGAAAGAACUCUUUAUCAUUACCUAAGAUUGGUUCUGCAAAUCAAGAAAGCGCCGUAUCCUCUCGUUUAAAAGGCUUUACAAGUGUUGCUAAAAAUCAGGCUAAGGAGAGGAAGAAACUAGAGUCGUACUUUAAAUCCCUUGAUAAAGCUGUUCAAAUAUUAAGAGAUAAGAAGCAGCAUGAGUUGGCUAAUAGACCUUGGAUUCCAGCUGGUCCUGUCCAGCAAUACCAAUAUAGACCCUCUUCAAAGUACGGAUAA
Molecule: messenger RNA, 1878 nt
Organism: Moneuplotes crassus
Lineage: Eukaryota; Ciliophora; Spirotrichea; Euplotida; Euplotidae
Source: the annotation of a GenBank genome assembly